Messenger RNA from Aspergillus niger, 2301 nucleotides. RefSeq lists its product as uncharacterized. Gene Ontology annotation, molecular function: clathrin binding. The transcript has 4 exons. The record is from RefSeq and is a predicted model, not a curated record. Bases 1 to 2301 code for a protein of 766 amino acids. Lineage: Eukaryota; Fungi; Ascomycota; Eurotiomycetes; Eurotiales; Aspergillaceae. Gene Ontology annotation, biological process: intracellular protein transport; vesicle-mediated transport. Gene Ontology annotation, cellular component: membrane coat.
AUGGAGACCAUUUCCAGGAUAUCCACGAUGCUGGAAACAGCUCGUGAGCUCACCCUCGAAGCAGCCCAGUCAGCAGCCCUGAGUAAGGGGUCUAGCACGGGUUUAUCGUCUCGGAAUUUGGCUACUGCUCACAUCAAAAAGCUUCUGGAUAGUCGAAAUGACCGGGAGGUCCUGGAUGGCAUGCGCCGGGUGAUUACGUUGAUGUACCGAUCCGAACCUUCCCUCCCUUUCUUCUCGGCUGUGGUCAAAAACGUGGCUAGUGCGAACCUUGAGGUCAAGAAGUUGGUCUACAUCUACUUGGUCCAUCAUGCGGAGGCGGAACCGGACCUUGCGCUCCUAUCUAUCAAUGCUAUCCAAAAGUCCCUUACCGAUCAGAACCCCCAUUCGCGUGCUAUGGCGCUUCGUACAAUGUCGGGAAUCAGAGUGCCAGUCAUCAGUCAGAUUGUGUCCCUGGCAAUCAAGAGAGGCUGCGGCGACAUGAGCCCACAUGUUCGCAAAGCCGCAGCAUUGGCAAUCCCAAAGUGCUAUCGCCUGGACCCAAGUACCCUCCCUCAGCUGAUUGGAUAUCUUACUACUUUGCUCGGUGAUAGCCAGUACUUCGUCCUUGGGCCUGCUGUCGCCGCUUUCCUGGACGUUUGUCCGGACAGGAUCGACCUCAUCCAUAAGCAUUACCGAAGCCUCGUCAAAAAGCUCGUCGACAUGGACGAGUGGAGCCAACUCUCGACAUUGCGUCUUCUGACCAUUUACGCUAGGAAGUGCUUCCCUCGCAAGGUCCAGAAAGGUAAACAGGCAGUUUCUGAAGGCUUCUACGAGGACGAUAAGACACCGGAGAGCAAUGGUGGUGAUAACGAGCAUGAAGUGCUUGUGUUGGAUCCUGAUCUUGAAUUUCUCUUACGUACUUGCAAGCUGUUGCUGCAAAAUCGCAACUCCGCUGUCAUUGUUGGCGUUGUCCGGUGUUUCCUUUACCUCGGCACUCCCGAGUAUCUUGAAGCCGCCGUUGGUCCUCUGGUUGCGCUGGUUCGGAGCCCACAAGAUACGCAGCAUGUUGCGCUAUAUAACAUCGUCGCCGUUGCCCUGAAACACCCUAAGCCGUUUACGAGAUACACUACGCACUUUUUGGUCCACGCGGUAGAUCCGCCUCAUAUCUGGCGCCUCAAGCUGGAAGUGCUCACUUUACUCUUUCCCCACUGCGGGCUGCACCUGAAGGGUGUGAUUCUCAGCGAACUGGAACACUUUUCACAGAGCGCAGACCCAGACCUAGUGCGAGAAAGCGUGCGUGCUAUAGGACGCUGCGCACAGAGUGAGCCUCGAAGUGCUGAUCAUUGUCUCCGCGUCCUUCUGAGUCAAAUUACGAGUCUUGACGACAACCUUGUUUCAGAGUCCUUGACCGUCAUCAGACACCUCAUCCAGCAGGACCCACCUGCUCACGAGAAGACGGUGAUUCAGCUUGUCAAGCAUUUGGGAUUAACGAAGAAUCCGGAUGCUAGAGCAACCAUUGUUUGGCUGGUCGGAGAAUUUGCCGGUGUUGAGCCUGAGAGGAAUAUCGCGGCAGACAUCCUGCGCAUUCUGGUACAAGACUUUGCAAAUGAAUCCGAGGCCGUUAAGCAGCAGAUCAUCCUUCUGGGUGCUAAGGUAUAUUUGCAUCAUCUGAUGACGCUGCUCUGGCGGUACCUUCUUCUGCUUGCUCGAUAUGAUACUUCCUACGAUCUUCGCGACCGAGCCCGUCUAUACAAGGCUUUACUCGCUUCUCCUUCUUCUACACAACUGGCCAAUCUGCUAUUACUUGCGCCAAAGCCUGUUCCACACGCUCCGAGCCCGUCAGAAACACGCAAGGACCUGCUGAUAGGCUCCUCGACCCUCGUGGUUGGUCCCGACGCUGGCAUGCUUGGCUUGAAGGGCUAUCAAAACCUCCCUGAAUGGGUUGAGUUCGGACAAGAACCCGACCCUCGCCUCCGGGAGAACGAUAUCAAACCAAGCGUGGUAGAAAAGUCGUCCAUGACUGCGGGCGAGAGGCUCGACCGAGCCCUUAAGGAGCAUGAAAGUACCGCUGCAACUUCAAGCAGGCAACGGGAUGGUCGCGGAGUAGCGGUUGCCUCCUCAGCGAAGGGGAAGUCACUCGACCAGUGGCUUGAGGAGCCCGAGACGGAAACUGAGGAGGAGACAGAAACAGAGGAAGAGGUGACUGACUCUGAAUACGAGGAAGUUACGGACGAGGAAACGGACGAAGAGGAGGAAACGGAUGAAGAAUAUGAGACGGACGAAGAAGAGCAGGGACAGAGUGCAGGACUCUUGAAGCCGUGA